AUGGCUUCUCUUCAAUCCUCCUUCGCGGUUCUCUACACCACCCCUAAACCCCGCAAUUCCGCCUUCAUGAAACCCUCGAGGGCGAGGGUUUCAUGCAACGGUGGCGAGAGCGGGGGCGGCCGUCUAGACCGCAGAAACAUGCUCUUUGGGCUUGGCGGUCUGUACGGCGCAAGCAGCCUCGUCGGUGGCCGUAAAGCCGAGGCCGACCCGCUCCAACCUCCUGAUAUAAGCUUUUGCGACCACGAAGGCACAACUACUACUGUAAGCGGCAGGGUGGUUCAUCUCGACACCGACUGCUGCCCGCCUGAUAGGAGUGAAAGGCCAAUGGAAGUGAUGAGCACGAGGACGCCUACUUCCAGAUUUUUCUCCUUUGAACCAACUGCCUCCCUACUUCCUCGGCGGCUGUAUACCUUCCAGCCGUUGACCGUAUCACCGCCCUUCACCGAUAAGGUCGAAGAACACAUGUUCCCGUUGAUUCCGGAGACACCACGGGUUAGGCCCGCGGCUCACAGGAUGACGCCUGAAUACUUAGCCAAGUACAAGCUAGCCAUCCAGAAGAUGAAGGAGCUGGACACCACGGACCCUGACGAUCCGCGCGGGUUCACACAGCAAGCCAACGUCCACUGCGCUUACUGCAAUGGCCCCUAUGAUCAAGUCGGCUUCCCCAACCUCGAUAUCCAGGUUCACAACUCCUGGAUAUUCUUCCCUUUCCACAGGUGGUACCUGUAUUUCUUCGAGAGAAUCUGUGGUGAACUCAUCGGAGAUCCCACCUUCGCCCUGCCCUACUGGAACUGGGACCACCCCGAUGGCAUGUACAUGCCCAAACCCUUCACCGAGGCCUACUCGCCCCUCUACGACUGCAACCGCAACCAAACGCAUUGGGGAGACGCCCUUGUCGACCUUUACCUCUUUGAUGAAGGAGCGAGUGUCGAUGCUAAUCUUAACCAAAUGCAACAGGAAAUGAUUGUUCAAGGUGACACCGCCCUCAACUUCAUGGGCACACCGUACAGGGCCGGAGAUCCGCCACACGGAGUUCCCCUUGGCGGGACAUCCGAGCGCGGAUCCCACAUUGCCCUCCAUGUCUGGACCGGAAACCCCCAAAAUCCUUUCCACGAAAACAUGGGGAACUUCUACUCUUCAGGAAGGGACCCCCUUUUCUACUGCCAUCACGCAAACGUUGACAGAAUGUGGACCAUCCGGAACGACCUCCACCCCACAGUACCGUCCAUCGAUGAUCCCGAUUUCCUAAACGCGGCCUUCUUGUUCUACAACGAGAAGAAGAAACUUGUCAAAGUCAAAGUCAGCGACUGCUUAAACUAUAAAAACAUGGGAUACGAGUAUGAAGCCAGCGAUAUUAGCCCAUGGCUCAACUACGUGCCACCUCGGAGAGAAAUCCCGGCAAAUGUCCAAGAACUCGCGAAAACGGCGCAGGCUACAAAACAAGCUUUCCCUGCCACUCUCGCCGAGACUAUAAGGGUUGAUGUUGCCAAACCAUCUAAAGGGAAGGCCGACGAGGUGCUCGUGAUCGAGGGCAUUGUCACCUACAGCAACGACGAGCUCAUUGGGUUCGAUGUCUACGUCAAUGAUGACGAAAACAGUAAGGAUGGCCCUGUUAGUCCAGAGAGAGCCGGAGGCUUCACGCAGAUACCACACAGGUCAAGGACUGCUGAGGCCCCCAGCGACCUCAGAAUCGUCUUGACGGAACUCUACAAGAACAUUAAUAUUGCGGAUGAUGAUGACAUUGUAGUCGUCACUGUCGUUUCCCGCUACAAUGGUGGCGCUGUUACCAUUGGUGGGAUUAAGAUCCUUCCCCGUGUUCCUGCCGCUUAG
Molecule: messenger RNA, 1830 nt
Organism: Salvia hispanica
Lineage: Eukaryota; Viridiplantae; Streptophyta; Magnoliopsida; Lamiales; Lamiaceae
Source: RefSeq, a predicted model, not a curated record